UAGUAGAUUAAUUGUUGCAGCAGUAAAUAAAAGCACCAUGCAAAGAUACUUACGUGUCGAUGUAUCUUCAAAUAAGUCAUAGUAAUAACUCAUAAAUCAUCACUCACUUCUGCUCAAGAGAGUCAUCAAAUCACAUGGCAGCCCAAAAGGAACCAAAGAAGAUCAUAAUUGAUACUGACCCUGGAAUCGAUGAUGCUAUGGCAAUAUUCCUUGCUCUAAGAUCACCAGAAGUUCAAGUUAUUGGACUUACUACUAUUUAUGGAAAUGUUUAUACUACUCUUGCUACCAGAAAUGCCUUGCACUUGUUGGAGUUUGCUGGAAGAACUGAUAUACCAGUUGCUGAAGGAUCUCAUGUCACAUUAACUAAAGAAACAAAACUUCAUAUUAGGGAUUCUGUCCAUGGUGCAGAUGGACUUGGCAACCAAAAUUUUCCACCACCAAAUGGAAAACCCCUUGAAGAAUCAGCUGCUGCUUUUUUUGUUAACCAAGCAAAAGCUAACCGUGGAAAAAUCACGGUUGUGGCAUUAGGUCCUCUUACAAAUAUUGCUUUGGCUAUACAGAUGGACCCGGAAUUUUCUAAGAACAUUGGUCAGAUUGUUCUGCUUGGUGGAGCUUUUGCAGUAAAUGGAAGUGUGAAUCCUUCUGCUGAAACAAAUAUAUUAGGUGAUCCAGAUGCUGCAGAUGUUGUAUUCACAAGUGGCGCAGAUGUUCUUGCUGUGGGGAUAAACGUUACACAACAAGUCGUAUUUACAGGUUCUGAUCGAGAAAAGUUGGCAAGUUCAAAAGGAAAAUUUGCUCAAUACUUGAAUGGAAUCUUAGAGGUGUAUUUCUCUAACUAUUGUAAGGCAUACAACAUCAAAGGAAUUUACCUUCAUGACCCAACAGCGUUGCUUGCAGUCGUUGAUCCUUCACUUGUAACCUUCACGGAGGGUGUCGUUAGAGUCCAAACCAAUGGUAUUACAAGGGGACUUACAAUACUCGAAAAUAAACAGAAAAGGUUUGGUGAAGUCACUGAAUGGUGCAAUAUGCCAACAGUAAAAGUAGCUGUGACAGUUGAUGCUCCUAGAGUUGUGAAAUUGGUCUUGGAUCGUCUUUUGGAUUGAUCGUAAUACGAAGUUGUUCAACAAGAAUUAUUGAUUCAUGUCUGUUGAGAAACAUGAUACCACUUACCAGAGGAUAUGAGAGAGAAAGGUUAAAAAGUUUGUAUUGAAGAUAAAAGAAAAAUGAUACAAGUGAAAGAGUCAAGCUUCUACCUUAUGUACUAGUCAACUAAUAAACUAAGUUGAGCAAUAAAAUAUACAAUCUACAUAAAAAUGAAGAACAAUCUCCACGUCGGUAGUAGUUGAGGCGCAUAGCUUCUAGAAGUCUUCGACCAACUUUUGGGCCUUUUGAGUUU
This is a messenger RNA of Medicago truncatula (barrel medic), 1396 nucleotides long. Its product is annotated as probable uridine nucleosidase 2. The transcript has 9 exons. Bases 135 to 1103 code for a protein of 322 amino acids. The record is from RefSeq and is a predicted model, not a curated record. NCBI's taxonomy places the organism in Eukaryota, Viridiplantae, Streptophyta, Magnoliopsida, Fabales, Fabaceae. Gene Ontology annotation, biological process: purine nucleoside catabolic process. Gene Ontology annotation, cellular component: cytosol. Gene Ontology annotation, molecular function: purine nucleosidase activity.